CAGACUCAGAGGAUCCUUUGGGGUUAUCGCACCUCAUUGUAGCGGGAAGAUACUGUGAACAAGGCCGGCCGGCAGCUGCUGGAUGACAGGGAGAGCGAGAGAGAGGGUAGAGGAGAGGAGAGGAGAGGAGGGAGGGAGGGAUCGAGGGAGGAAGGGAGGGGAUGCGGGGCUUGUUCACAUAAUAGCCGGCGGGUGAAGGCGUGGUGAGUGUGGCUCGAUACGAGGCGGGUGUGUGCGCUACAGUUGUACCGGAGGAUGAGCGCGCACAGCGGCUGCACGGCGGCUCCUCUUUCUGCAGAAAGCAGACAGGGAGAAAGCUGAACAGGGGAGAAAGGAUCGGCUAGCUAUGCAGGGGAAGAUUCUGCCUUAUCGAUAACGACAGCUGGAUAUCAGGGGUGCAAAGAUGACUGAGGGCAGGCUGUGCCAAGUGCUGCUGCUGGAUGACAGAAAGCUGGAGCUGCUGGUUCAGCCCAAGCUGCUGUCGUACGAACUCCUCGACUUGGUUACCUCCCACUUCAACCUCAAAGAGAAGGAAUUCUUUGGACUCGCAUUUUUUGAUGACAAUGGUCAGCGUAAAUGGUUGCAGAUGGACCGCAGGGUUCUUGAACAUGACUUUUCCAAGAAGUCAGGGACCAUUUCUCUUAACUUCCUGGUCAGGUUUUAUGUUGAAAGCAUAACACAGCUUAGGGACAUCAUAACCGUGGAGCUAUUCUUCCUGAACGCAAAAUCUGCUGUCUAUAAUGAGGUUAUAGAGGUGGAAAGCGAUAACGUCUUCAAAUUAGCUGCGAAUGCCUUGCAGGAGGCGAAGGGGGACUACACGAGUGACGACAACACAAGAGCAGACUUGAAGAAACUACCCACUCUUCCCACUAAAGUACUCAAGGAACAUCCAUCACUAGCAUACUGCGAGGAUCGAGUCAUUGAAUGUUACAAAAAGCUGAAAGGAGUCUCACGAGGACAGGCUAUUGUGCAGUAUCUGACGUUAGUGGAAUCCUUGCCCACGUAUGGCGUGCAUUAUUACAAAGUCAAGGACAAACAAGGGAUCCCGUGGUGGCUUGGGCUCAGCUAUAAGGGCAUCGGGCAGUAUGACCUGCAGGACAAAUUAAAGCCUCGAAAGCUGUACCAGUGGAAGCAGCUGGAAAACUUGUACUUUCGGGAGAAGAAGUUUGCUGUGGAAGUUAAUGAUCCACACAGGAGAGCAGUAACCAAACGCACAUUUGGACAGACGGGCCUACUCAUACACACGUGGUAUGCAAGCCAUUCUUUGAUUAAAACCAUUUGGGUCAUGGCUAUUAGCCAACACCAGUUCUACUUGGACAGAAAACAAAGCAAAUCUAAAAUAGGAACAUCAAGAAGUUUGGAGGAACUUGCCAUGGAUCUCACAGAGCACGGAGGAGCAAAGAUUACUAGACUGGGAGAUGGAGGACUGAAGAAUAACUUAAUAACAGCCAGCAAUGGAAGCCUAGUGUCUACAGGCUCUGCAGACUCUGAAAUGAGUGAAGAACAGAAGAAAGAGAAACUCUCAGAGCUGAGGAAAAAAGAGCAAGAGAUCCAAGACAUUCUGACAAAGAAGACAAAAGAACUGAAGAAAAUUUGCCUGAGAGAGGCGGAGCUCACUGGCAAGCUGCCAAAAGAGUAUCCCCUCUCAUCAGGUGAGAGACCGCCACAGGUCCGACGGCGAGUUGGCACCGCUUUCAAGUUAGAUGACCUUUUCCCCUACAAUGAGGAUCCUUUCCUGAGGAACCUGGAGAGCAGGUUCGCCCUGCAGCAAAAGAUUGUGGAGGCGGCCAAGAAGCUGGCGAAUGAAGCAGAGCUGUGCAAAACAGUGAAGAAGAAGAGGAGGAGAAACUGUCUGGAUGCCAUGCACAAACUCCAGCAGAUAGAGGAUGAGAUGAACCAAUAUAGAAUCAAGAAGGGAAAAAAGCCGACACAGCGAGCUUCGGUCAUCAUCGCAGACGAACUCAUCCGCUCAGACUGCAGCUCUCUGUCUAGUCUCCCACUGGAUGAUGAUGACUCAGAUAGUGCAAGUCAGAGGCCACGGUCCCGGUCGGUCCAAGGUUCCCCUCAGCUCAGUCCGAUGCGAUCACUGGGAGCAGACUAUGACGUGGAGAGGCCGGGAUGUCAGCGGGAAAACCACCACAACAAGAACCACAGCAGAUUAGCUUGUGAAGGCCAGGAGGCUUCCCACUGCUACCAAAAUCCAAGAGAGGUUUCCUCCACUCACAGUAGUCCUUAUAAAACCCUUCCCAGACCUCCGAGAGAUCCACGCAGCAUGCCGCCCACCCCGGUUAUGACCCGCAAUGCCUACAGCAGCAGCCAGCUCAGGUCGGAGGGGUCUCCUCAUUGCUUCAGGCACCGCAGCGGGAGUCUGGAGUCCCAGCCCCAUGGAAGAAAAGACACAGACUCAGAGAAGCCCAUCUUUAUCUUGUCUCCGGCCCACCGUAGCAACAGCACUGAGGUGUUGGAGGACUGCUCCUCCUACACCAGUCAGUCCAGCCUGGACUACUGCGGGGCGGCCAACUCCCACUACAGUACACUGGACUCCCGAAACUCCACCAUGCAUCGUAUGCACAGGAAGGUGGAAGUCUAUGGAAAUACUGGGAGUAUGCCCAACUUGGUCCAGCACCAUUCUGGUUGUAAUUACUCCUGUGAGACCCCUGCACACUAUACACCCAGUGCCUACUACGUCUCCGGAUACCCCUGCCCGGACAUGGAGCCUUACGCUAACGGUGCCUACGUGUAUGAGAAUGAUGUAGAAGGCCACUACAACGUCAACCCUUCCUACCAAAUGAAUGGGUAUCAUGGACACGACAGAUUCAGGCAUUACAGCAGUGAUCGGGCAGAUGGUCUUUCUCAGAAUCCCUACGCAACAGUGAGGCCGCCCCGAACCAGAGAGGGGCCCAGAAACGAGCUGCUGGCCAAAAACAUGCAUAAGGCCAUGGUGGCGGAGCAUCUGAAAGGCUGGUACCACAGAAACAAGGGCCACAGGGAAGGAGGGAAGGGGAUGCUGGCUGGAUAUGACUUUGACAACGGCUCUCAGCUCAGCUUGGGUUACCAGACCAUGCCAGCAGGCUUCAGCCACUCCAGCAGGACCACCUCCUUUUCAUCAGUGUCCUCGGUGGAAAGCUCAGGUAACUGGCGCAACCAGCUGGCAGUCGGCCUGACAGAAUACGAUUCACCCGACACACCUCACUACCCACACCCUGGAGCUCAUGCUUCCCCUUACAACCGCAGUCCCACGCACAGAUACCACUUGGAUGGAAGCUACAUGAGUAUCCGCUGAAGAGGACCAAACCAAACUUUGGCAAAAAUUAAAGCCAUGGCCAGCAGCACAUGAAGGGGAUCAAGUUGAAACAUGAGCAGACACAAACUUUUGAGUUCUGGAAGGAUCGACGUGUCCACUGUCCUCAUGCUGAAGUAACCUCUGAACACAGUGAUGACACUCUUGAAUGACUUUUUCCAUGUGCCUUGGAUUGGAUGAAUUGUACAGGCAGAUGAGAAUGUGUCGAGAAACUUUAAGGUGUUGCACAACCACACUGGAAUCAAACCCCUAUUGUGUUUUCAAGAUGUGAAAAAAGGCAACAUGUGUUUUUAACUGGAAUCCAACUCCAUGCAUUUUAACAGGAACUAGCUACUGCCUUAUAAAAACAGUAGGUUAUAGAAUAAAAAUCAUCGUCAGCAAUCUCAUCUCGGUAAAGUAUGAUAAAAUAGAGCAUCAUGAUUGAAAACAAAGUCUAAACAUGUCCGCAAUGUGGCAUGAAGAGAUCAUUCAUUAGAGCAGACUGUGUAUUUGAUGACUUUCCAUUUCUUCCUUUCUUUAUAUUUUGAAUGUACUCUGUCGAUAUUGUUUAUAGAUCCAUUUGUCUUUGUUGGUGCCGUAAUGUGUUUUUAAGAUGCAUGGUAAGAGUUUUGAUUUUUUGAUAAGACCUUCUUUUUAUAUCAGAAGACCACUGCCGUCAGAAGCAUAUUCAUAUCUCACUGUUUUUGUUCUCACACAUUUGUACAGUCAUUGUGUAGUUAUAUGUUAGAUGUUGUCAUAAAAUAUUUUCCACUGGGAACAAGGAUGUGAAUAAAUACAUGUGUGACACAUA
Notolabrus celidotus (New Zealand spotty) is the source of this 4091-nucleotide messenger RNA. RefSeq names its product FERM domain containing 4Bb (gene frmd4bb). NCBI's taxonomy places the organism in Eukaryota, Metazoa, Chordata, Actinopteri, Labriformes, Labridae. Bases 404 to 3283 code for a protein of 959 amino acids. Gene Ontology annotation, cellular component: adherens junction; cytoskeleton; bicellular tight junction. The transcript is spliced from 23 exons. The record is from RefSeq and is a predicted model, not a curated record. Gene Ontology annotation, biological process: establishment of epithelial cell polarity.